AAUAUGUGAUAGGCAUCCUGGAUCUGUACAGUUUUAUCCAGCGUCUUCAGUGAUAUACAUCAGCAGUAACGUGACGAUUUUGUAAUAAAAAUGUCCAGUUAUUUCGUCUUUGGUUUGGUAACCAUCGCCGUCAUCGCUUUCAGCGAAGCAGCCCCCUACGGUGGACAGGAUGAUCAUUCGAUUGACGGAGGUCAUCAAGACCACGCGAUUCAUGAGAGCAAAGACCGCGAAGAAUCCUUGAGCAGUUACAGCGAAGAUCACGAGGAGCCCGAAAUCCAUGAAAACAAAGAUAACGAACGCUUCUCGGACCACGAGAGCAAAGGCCAGGAAGAAUAUCAAAGCCACAAAGGCGAAGAUCACGAAGAGUCCGAAGGCCAGAAAGAAUAUGAAGGCCACAAAAGCGAAGAUCACGAAGAGUCCGAAGGCCAGAAAGAAUAUGCAGGCCACAAAAGCGAAGAUCACGAAAACUACGAAGGCCAGAAAGAAUAUGAAGGCCACAAAAGCGAAGAUCACGAAAACUACGAAAGCCAGAAAGAAUACGAAGGCCACAAAAGCGACGAUCACGAAGAGUCCGAAGGCCACGAGCACAAAGACCACAAAGAACAUGAAGACCACGAAGGCAAAUAUCCAGAGCAUAUCAAACACGGGUGAGAUUGAAAUAAAAGCG
Neodiprion fabricii is the source of this 667-nucleotide messenger RNA. Its product is annotated as sarcoplasmic reticulum histidine-rich calcium-binding protein-like. NCBI's taxonomy places the organism in Eukaryota, Metazoa, Arthropoda, Insecta, Hymenoptera, Diprionidae. The record is from RefSeq and is a predicted model, not a curated record. The transcript has 2 exons. The coding region runs from base 91 to 651 and encodes 186 amino acids.